Messenger RNA from Saprolegnia parasitica CBS 223.65, 978 nucleotides. RefSeq lists its product as hypothetical. Lineage: Eukaryota; Oomycota; Saprolegniomycetes; Saprolegniales; Saprolegniaceae. Bases 1 to 978 code for a protein of 325 amino acids. The record is from RefSeq and is a predicted model, not a curated record. The transcript has 8 exons.
AUGGACGACGCAAGCCGUGGCAACACCAAGCCUCGGUCGCCGGCGGUACAGCGUCGGUCGCCACACAUUGUGCAGCUCUCUCCGCGCCAUGGAUCGACCAAAGCAAAUAGCGUGGCCAAGCCGUCGGCGGUGCCCGAAAUCUCGCAGGACGAGUACUUUCGGCUACUGCGCAAGACCGAUGUGCUCGGGUACCUCCUCCGUGUCAACGACGACCUCGAGACCAAGGAAGCGCGGCUCGAAAGUGCCGAAAUCGACAACGCCAAGCUCGCCACCGUUCAAAAGUAUCUCGUCGUCGAGCACGAGAUGCUGAAGGCCAAGUGGCAUGAAAUGAAGCGGCUCUUCACCGACCAUCUCAGCGAAUUAACACAUGUGUGCCUCGAGGAAGAGGCCUUGCGAACGGGCCACGCGGCCGCAGCGGCCAAGGCAUUUGCAGGAGCCCAAGGCCAUGCUCGCCUCACCAACGACGUCCACCGCGCAGCCAAAAGUCUCCACGGUCACGACGACGAGAGCGCCACCGCGCUGGCCAAAGUCGGGAAAGACCGCCUCGCGCAAGUCGCAGCCAUCUGCGUUGCCUACCGAAAGGAGCUCAGUCGCGUCGAGACGCUUGCGUUCGAGCAGGAAAGCAAAGGCGCUGCCGCGCACUCGACCGAACACCUCUACACCGAGUCGAUCGAGUCAGAGCUCGCGACUGUCCAAAGCGAAAAGGCGCAAUUGGCCGACCGCAUGCACCUCGUCGCCAAGCAAAACGAAGCGCUCCAAGCCCAAGUCGCGUCGCUGCACGAAGAGCUCGAAGCGCACAAACGGCAAGAACGACUCAUGCGCGCCACGUGGGGCGACCAAGAGCGCAGUGUUCUGCAGCUCUUGACGACGGUCAAAGGCGACAUCCGGAAACGGUUUGGGUUCGUUCCACCCGCGCUCGAGCACUUUGCUUUCACGCCACAGCAUGCGCCACCUUCGUCCGUCUCGAUGCAGCAGUAG